GCAAAAAAAGCCCUUAUAAAAGUCGGAAGUAAACAAAGACGCUUAGCAUUAGUUGGUAUCGACGCGGCCGGUUGGCAUCUUUUGCUGAAUGUUCUUGCGGCGACCCACUCGUCCGGACCAGCGGCUGACUGCGAGGGGAAAGCGUCUGUCACGCGAAUGAAGAAACUCCUAAUCUUUCACUUCACUUACAGAGGACUACGUACGAAAGGAAAAAAGAGUAAACGCAGAAAAUGGAGUAUCAAUUGCGAAAGGCCGAACCAAAGGACGUGCCUGAUAUAUUACGACUGGUGAAGGAACUUGCCAAGUAUGAAGACAUGGAGCACCAGGUGACCCUGACUGAACAAGAGCUCCUGGAGGAUGGCUUCGGUGAAACGCCGUUCUACCACUGCAUCAUCGCUGAAAUCCCAGGAGUGGGCGACAGCCAAGAUUCCAAGGUGGUGGGCUUCGCCAUGUACUACUUCACGUACGACCCCUGGGUAGGCAAGCAGCUCUACAUGGAGGAGUUCUACGUGAUGGACGACUUUCGAGGCCUCGGCAUCGGCUCGGAGAUCCUUCGGCGCCUCAGCGACGUGAGUAGUCACCCGCCCGGUAAAACUCUGCUUUUCUGGGCAAAAGCUGAAAGUCGUGCGAUUUCGCAGCUGGCGGUGAAGACGCGUUGCACGGGGAUGAUGUUCGUGGUGGCCGAGAACAACGAGGUGUCCAUCCAGUACUACAAGCGACGCGGUGCCGAAGACCUGUCGCAGGAGGAGGGCUGGAGGCUCUACCGCUUUGACAAAAGCAGCCUGGUCAAGAUGGCCACACCCACCGAGGAGUGACACCGAUGGAGAUGUUUUCACUCGCUUCAAAUCCUUUCUUGCCAAGUCUGCUCGUGAUUAUCGUUGCUAAAGUAAUAAAAAUACUAACAAAAUUGUCAUUACUAUGGGUACUUUAGCUUGGUGAUCUCAAAGUCAAAUUAUAGGGGCGGGGUUGCCCCAAAAAAGGGAAUGAUGUUGGUAAUGAAGAGUGUAUCAUAGCAUAUUGUGUGCUCCAAUAUUACUUUGAACAACCACUAUGGGUAUCUGUUGACCGCUUUAUCAGAAACUGCUUAUCAAUCACUGUUUGUACCAGCUAUGACAGUCUCUCAAGGUUUCAUCUUAAGAUGUUUUCCUGAUGAAAAAUCCCCUGCUCUGGCCAGAGUUACAGGAACGCCCUUUCAACAGUAUAAAAGACUUGCCUCAUAUUGUUUUUGUCUGCAUCACAUUUGUGCCCAGAAUAUUCUGUAUUAAAGCCUUCGGAGGAAAACCGCUCA
This is a messenger RNA of Corythoichthys intestinalis (scribbled pipefish), 1288 nucleotides long. Its product is annotated as diamine acetyltransferase 1-like. The coding region runs from base 231 to 815 and encodes 194 amino acids. The transcript is spliced from 5 exons. Gene Ontology annotation, molecular function: diamine N-acetyltransferase activity; spermidine binding. Lineage: Eukaryota; Metazoa; Chordata; Actinopteri; Syngnathiformes; Syngnathidae. The record is from RefSeq and is a predicted model, not a curated record.